GCAAUGAUGUCUAUUGAAACUUAAAAAUUUUUGAACGCACCCAAAAAUUAAUCCACACUGAACGUAAAUAAUUCUUUAUUGUAAACACAGGAAGAUAAAUUUUUAUUUUACACAAUUGAAUUUUUUUGACAUUUUUGAGCAAAUGAUUGUUUAAAAAUGAAUGAAACAAGUGAAGAUUUUGGUGACUUAUGUCUGAUAUGCAAUGAAUAUAUGGGACAGUUUAGAAAUCUUUUGACAAUGGAGUCUGCAUUCUCCAGGAGACCGAUUUUGCAAUUAUUUGAGUCAUUUAUCAGUAUAUCCCUCCCAGAAACAACAGUAAAAGAUAGAAAAAUUUGUCAAAAUUGCUUCAUAAAAUUCAAUGAACUUGAUGAACAUCAAACAAUUGUCGACAAGAUCCAAAAUGAUAUCUUAAUGAUCUACAAUAAUACUUUAUCAACAUCCCUUGACAUCAAACAUGACAUAAAGAUAGAAAACUAUGAUAUAGCAGCCGUAGAUGUGCAUGAAAAUUUCCAUUUUUUUGACAGUGAACCUGAGUAUUAUUCUGAGCAGAAAAGCCAUCGUAAGCAGAGGGAUGAAGAUGGUUUCAUUGUUAGAAAACGGAAGCGAUCAAAGCCACUGAAGAAAGAUGAUGAAGACUUUGCAAAAGGAUAUACAGUGAUGGAGAUUGAGGGUGAAAAGUGGUACAAAUGUGAUGUAUGCCAUAAAGUUCUUCAAAGAAGAAUUAAAAAUCAUCGAGAAAUUCACACGUCCGAAAGGAAUAUCAAAUGUGAAGUGUGUGGUUCAAUGUUUAAAACAUUAGCUUGUCUAUACACACACAGGAAGAUUCAUAAGGAGAGAAAGUAUCACCAGUGUGACAUGUGUGGAAUGAGGUAUCUUCAAAAGAUUCAACUAAGAAAGCACAUCGACGCAAUCCAUUUAAAACGAAAAGAUCACAUCUGUGCUACUUGCGGAAAGUGUUAUUCACGUGAAUCAACUUUGCAGGUGCACAUGCUUAGUCAUAAAGCAGAAAAGGAUGUCGUUUGUACAGUUUGUGGUUUCCGAACGCACACAAAAUCAAAAAUGUCAAGACACAUGAAAUCACACACAGGAGAGCGAAACUAUGCUUGUGAGCUCUGUGGAAAGAGAUUUGUUUACAGCUACAAUGUAAUCGCACAUGUUAAUUAUGUCCAUAAAGGAAUCAGACCUAAAAUUGAUGACGCAAAGCUAACUUGUAAAUUUUGCAAUAAAAAAUUCUUGAAAGUUAAGAAAGUUAAGGAGCAUUUAGCAGAGGUUCAUAAUGUUGUUGAGCAAGAAGCAAUGCCGGUAUGGGUGGUGAAUCAGAAUAUUGAUUAGAUUGGAUUGUGUAAUAUGGUUUGGUAGGCAGAUUGAUGUUGUUUAAUAGUGGAUUCUUUUAAGUUGAGCACAUCCGGAAAUUUUUUGAGGUGAGCUUUAACUUCUUUGUGUGAAGCAUGACUUUAACACAUAAAUUGACUAUUACUAAAGUUUUAGAACUUUAGAAAAAUCAAAAUUAUUUUUAAAAAUAAACAAUUAAGGAUAAAAUGUAAGAAUAUUAAUUUAAAUAAAAU
Messenger RNA from Chironomus riparius, 1565 nucleotides. The record is from the annotation of a GenBank genome assembly. Lineage: Eukaryota; Metazoa; Arthropoda; Insecta; Diptera; Chironomidae.